AUGACUGGCAAACUGUUGGAUAAACUCUCGGUAAAUAUGACAUCGCUGUUAUCGGAUUCCCUUUACCCUGAAGAGGGACAGGACCUGCACGGACCCUUGAAUUUAUACUCAGGCGGAGGCAAUGACCAGCACUACUCAGCCAUGUCUGCAGAUAAUGUAAUGGACUUAAAUCUCACCAAUGAGAAGAGCUCACAGGAUCUCUCUUACUCUGGCAGCUUCCAACCUGGAAACAAAACUGUCACAUACCUAGGCAAGUUCUCUUUUGACUCACCCUCAAACUGGUGCCAGGAGAAUAUUAUCAGCCUAAUGAGUGCGGGUAUCCUUGGAGUGCCAACUUCACAAGCUCAAAGUGGCAAUAAUGGGGGAGGAGGUGGCAUCAUGGGACAGAGUCAGGGAGAUGUAGAGUCUAUGUUCCACAGUUUGCCACCAUAUGCUAGCUGUGGAGAUUUGUACCAUGAGCAAGUAGGCUUCCAAGGAGGUGGCAUGAGUUCCUAUACCACCCAGGAGUACCAAUCUACAAAGCAAAGUUUGGACUCUAGUGUUUUUCCAAUGAUACCAGACUAUAAUCUAUUCCACCAUAACUCAGAUAUGCCCACUGUGGACCAGAAGCCCUUUCAAAAUAUGGAGGCAAUGAGAGUAAACCCACCUCCAAUUACACCACUGGAAACUAUUAAAGCCUUCAAAGAAAAGCAGGUGUUACCCAGUUUUGGGGGCAUGAGCCAUCAGCCUCUUACUCUUAAACCAAUUCGCCCAAGGAAAUACCCCAACCGUCCAAGCAAAACUCCUCUCCAUGAGCGGCCCCAUGCCUGCCCUGCUGAAGGCUGUGACCGACGAUUCUCGCGUUCAGAUGAGCUGACUCGCCACCUUCGCAUACACACCGGGCACAAGCCCUUCCAAUGUCGCAUCUGCAUGAGGAGUUUCAGCCGUUCUGACCAUCUAACCACCCAUAUCCGCACGCACACAGGUGAGAAGCCAUUUGCUUGUGAUUUUUGCGGACGUAAAUUUGCACGAAGUGAUGAGAGGAAACGACAUGCCAAGAUUCAUCUCAAGCAGAAGGACAAGAAAGGAGGAGACAAGGCCAUUUGUUCGCCUUCAGUUGGAGGGGCAACACCAGUUACAACCUGUGCUUAA
Molecule: messenger RNA, 1131 nt
Organism: Bombina bombina (fire-bellied toad)
Lineage: Eukaryota; Metazoa; Chordata; Amphibia; Anura; Bombinatoridae
Gene: EGR3
Product: early growth response 3
Exons: 2
Coding region: 1-1131 (376 amino acids)
Biological process (GO): regulation of transcription by RNA polymerase II
Molecular function (GO): RNA polymerase II cis-regulatory region sequence-specific DNA binding; DNA-binding transcription factor activity, RNA polymerase II-specific
Source: RefSeq, a predicted model, not a curated record